UAAACAUGCACUGAACAGAGGGCGUGAUCUUUCUUGGUGGAAUAGCCAAUCACAAUCCCGUUUAGAAGUGAACUUGAUAGACCUACAAAAAAAUAUUGGAGCAGAUUCCCGAUUGCACACACAGUGCAGUAAUAAUUAUAUAAACUGUGGUGUUCCGGGACCCUAGAUACUGAUGCUGUGAUUUCAGCGAUGCCUGCGGGUCCGCUUGACCAGGAUAGUUUUUACCAAAACACACCAAUCCACACACCAGACAGAAUCUUGGGAAAUGAAUCCUCCAGCAGCCUGCUGAAAUCCAUUAAGGCACAGGAAGCCCAAUUUAAACGAAUAACUCAGGAAUUAAAGACUGAGCAAGGAAACCACAGACAGUAUAUAGCAGGCACGGGUAGCAUGACUAGUUUUAACACAACUGAAGAUUCUCUUCCCUGGCAAAGCCCACGCUAUCUCACCAAUUCCAGAAUUGAAGAUGACAGCUUUGUGUCACCAAAAAUGAAUUCCCAUCUCCUGGACUCCUGUAUGAGAGAGCUAGAAGACAGGGGUACAUUUGGUGCUGACAACAUGGAUUUUGAUAAUUUCGCACAUGAGAAUUCAUAUGGGGGUCAUGACCCCGGUAUGUAUAGCAGUGAUCCUUAUGGACAUAGCUAUUCUCCACACCUCCCUAAUGGAGGGCAGUAUUAUCAGGACGAACGGUCCCCCCAUGGAUCCAGGGUGUCUCUUCAAAGUGGCGAUGGCCAUAGAAACCUGUCCAGAAUGGAUAACAAGCAUGUGGGUCCAGGUUCCAUGGGAUCCCUCCAUCGACAGGAACCGCCCCAGGAUAACUAUGCUUCCUACUCUUCCCUGACUCGCCCACCAUACGAAGAGGACCCCCAGGGAUCGCCACGGGGCCCCACUACCCCUAUAAGGUUUAAUGGCUAUCAGGACCCGCCCUACAGUAGCGGUGGUCGUUACAGUGUGGCGUCCAAUGAUAGCUUACGCAGAGCUGACCCAUACAGCAUUUAUGAUCCUAGGGAUGGUCCGCCACGAAGCCGAGGCAGUUAUGAUCAGUCUCCUCCAUACGGCAGUAACCAGCACAUCUCCCAGGACCCUAGAUACGCAGAUCACCCUGCAAAUGAUCAUUAUGGUGAUCUCCCUGGUAAUGAUCGUUAUGGUGAUCUCCCUGGUAAUGAUCGUUAUGGUGAUCUCCCUGGUAAUGAUCGUUAUGGUGAUCUUCCUAGUAAUGAUCAUUAUGGUGACCAACCUGGACAUGAUCCGUACGGUGAUCAUCCAAGUAACGAUCGCUUUAGCGACCCCCACAACGACUCCCGUGUCAGUGAUUCUUUUUAUAGAGACUCUCCAGACAGGAAUGACUUGUAUCCAAGAAAUGGGCCUCAUCAUGACAACUACCAGGAUUUCCCCCCAGAGGAGGGGCGCCUCCAUGACCCAUCAUAUAUCGAUGAUAGGUACAAAGGAUACCCUGAUGAACCAGGGAAUUACCGGGAAUCACCAGAUCCUAGGUCCCAGGGUUACAGAGAUGAAGGGCCCCCUGAGGACAAGUUCCACAGCAUGUCUCUAAAUGAUCCUCCUGGCAACUAUCCUCCCAACCAUAGCUACCUUGACAUCCCACAGAACCAGAGCUUUGACCAACGGGGACCGAUGGAUCGCUAUGGAGAGGGGGGUCAUGGGCCAGGGGAUCGCUAUGGAGAUGUAGAUCAUGGGCCAGAGGAUCGCUAUGGAGAUGUUGAUCGUGGGCCAGGAGAUCGCUAUGGAGAUGGGAACCCAGGGUUAGGGGAUCGUUAUGGAGAUGAGCAGCCAACAUUCGGUGAUUAUGAUGAUCAGCCAUACAGAAAACAUGAGGGACUUCCCCCAGUUCACAGCGACCCAUUCGCAGAUGAUCCCUUCCAACAGCAGCAGAUGCAGAGAAGUCGCACACCAACCUCAGUUCAUGAUCAGUAUGAUUCAAACCCUAACUUGAGAUAUGUGCCCCAAGAUGAAUUUGACCCCUACGACGGUCACCAUGGUGAUUAUGCACCAAUGAUGGCCCAGAAUUUGGAGUCACACCCUGACUUUGAUCAGUCUAACAUGAGUGGCCACAAUGAUCACCCACCCAUGCGUUACGAUGAUCGCUAUAGUAAUGAUGGACGUGGUACUCCACAAAGAGGAAUGUACGAUGACAAUAUCUGUCGAUCAGAAAAUGUUCUCGUCAAUGCACCAUCCAGGGAUCACUUCUCUGAUGGUCGUCACACACCUUCUGUCCAGGGAGACGGAAAUAGCUGGCGGCCUCCUGAUCUACAGGAAGUGAUUGAUUAUUUGAGCCACCCCAACAAACAGGUCAAGGCCAAUGCUGCUGCUUACCUACAACACCUUUGUUAUACUGACCAAGACAUCAAGGUCAAAACCAGGGGUCUGGACGGAAUUCCCCCACUGGUGGAGUUACUACACAGUGAUUAUCCUGAGGUUCAAAAGAAUGCCUGUGGAGCUCUGAAAAAUCUUUCAUAUGGCCGUGGCCCUGCGGGGACAGACAACAAGAAAGCAAUAGCGAAUGCUGGUGGAAUCACAGAACUCAUUCGACUGAUACGUAAAGAAUGUGAGGAGGAAAUCAAGGAACUGGUGACAGGAAUAUUGUGGAACCUGUCUUCAUGUGAGGAGCUGAAGCCAAAUAUCAUCGCUGAGGGUUUGCCUGACAUCGUUAAUCAUGUCAUCAUUCCAUAUUCGGGACAUGAUCGACGCAAGAUGAUUUCUUAUGAACCUUGGACAACGGUUUACAAAAAUGCUACGGGAAUCAUUAGGAAUCUGAGCUCAGCCAAUAAAGAUGAUGAACAAAGAGGAUAUGAUACGAGGAACAAAUUACGCGAGAGUAGUCGCUUAGUGACCUGUUUAAUUUACACUCUCAAAAUCUCCAAAGACAAUCGAGAUCGUGAAAAUAAAAUUGUGGAGAACUGUAUGUGUGCUUUACGGAAUCUCUCCUUCAGAAUUCAGGAAGUAACGGAACAGGAUUUCUACAGAAAGCGUACGGAGACGUUAAAACGCAGACAGCAGCCAGACAAGGAAACGACGGGUUGCUUUGGUGGAGGAGGAAACAAGAAGAAAGGAGCUGCAGCCAAAAAAGGAAAACCUGACCUGAAUCAAAAUGCCGAGAGGCAUCUUCCACCAGGAGCACAAGAAUUCCAGGGUUUAUGGCAGCAAGAAACAGUGACACUGUAUCUAGACAUCUUAAAGGAGAGUUCUAACCCAGUAACUGUAGAGGCAGCUGUAGGAGCCAUCCAGAACCUCACCGCAUGCUACUGGAAGUUUGCGGAUGAUGCCAGAGCUCUGGUCAGGAUUGAGAAAGGCCUUCCAUCACUGGUAGAUUUACUGGGUCAAGAUCGAGAUGAUCUGGUGUGUCAUGCCGCCCUUGCACUACGCAACCUUGCCAUAGACGAAAGGAAUAAGGAACUAAUAGGUAAAUAUGCCUUGAAACCGAUCAUCAACACCUUACCCCAGGAGAAACAGAAAGAAAAUGUUCCAGAUAAAACAAUAUGUGCUGCAGUGGCUCUGCUGCACGAACUGCUGAAAAACAGUGUGGAUUUUGCUCAAAUGUUUGUGAAAGAAAAGGGCAUUCCAAGGUUAAAGUUUGUCAAGUUUGCUCCUGGGAAAUUUUUAAAGAAGACCAAGGACCACACCCAGAGACUGUUGGAGAACUUGUGGGAAUUCAAAUCUCUACACGGAGAGUUGACGGUGAACGGCCUGACUGAACAAGAUGUAAAGACACCCCCUACAGCCAGCAGACCACCAGACAAGGGGGCCACACCUUACAACACACCUUACAGCACGAUGAGCCGAGGUAUGGAGAGUCAUGGUUAUGAUGACAACACACUGUCUCCGGGACGACCAAUGAACAAACCAUACCAACCGUCCAAUGGAGGAUAUCACAGCAUGGUACAGGGCCAUAGCAACCCAGCCAUGAAUGUAGAAGAGCCAUAUCCCUAUGAUGACAGAAUGCGGGGUGAUGAUAUCCCAAUGAGAGACAUUGGUUAUGCCCCUUUAGAUGAUGACAGAAGGGAAAGGAAAACACCUGUAGGGGGCGUUCCUCUGUUCCCUGGAUUACAGCCGCAACAGCAAGCACAGCCUCAGCCCAUGGCACCUGGAGGGGAACCUUUAUAUGCUCAAGUCAAUAAAAACAAACGCAGAGAUGAUCUAGGUCAUGGUUAUCAAGUGAACCUGGGGGAACCAGGUAGUCCACCAGGGGGCGCUGAUUCCUGGGUAUAGUGACCACUAAGGGUGUUGAAUCCCGAGUUUAGAGACCAUAAGUGAUAGGGAAAUGUAAUGUUGCAUACCGAACAGUCAAUUGUAUGUAAUGGAGGAACACAGAGUGGUGAUUAUACCAGAGGUUGUGGAGCACUGGUGUUGUGAUUCUUAAAGGUUGUAAUAAUCAGAAGGUUGUGAUUGGAGGUUAUGCAAUUAGAAGACAAAAUUUUGUGAAUUUUGACGGAAUUUAUUCAGUGAGAGAACCUUUGGAGAAUGCACUAUAUCCAUAGAGAAUGUAGUUUGGUGUUUGGACCUCCGUUGUCUGUGGGCGAGAACUUUAUUAAUGCCCAUCUAAACAUCUGUGGAACUUCUGAAAGCCCACAUACCACUGGGCCGUGAACUCUUCUAAGCCCUGUAUUGUGGUGGUCUCGGUGACGUGAGACAGUGUGAGAAUUCUGUCGGGGUGAAUGUCCAUUGAGGUGACAGUUGUUGUGUAGUGAUAUCCAUUAAACUUCUGAGAUCGGACUUCGGUAGUGACACGUAGGCCACCUGAUAUUAUGGACACUUUGGGGGCACUUGUCCUCGUCUUAAUUUAUUAGAAACAACAUUCCUUUUAACGUAUAUUGACAACUUAUUACUUUUUCAUAAUAUGGCUAGCCUUGUUGGUUCCAAAGAGUUUUAUCCCGUUUAUUAAUGUUUACACUAUAUUCUAAUUUAGCUGAUAUAUUUUUUCGUCAGCUUUUCAAGAUAUUUUGUAGAUGAUCAUGAGUAUUUGUACAUACACAGAAGUCAUAUGUACCAAAUAUCAUUUACCAUUGAUUUACCAUUAAUUUACCAUUUUUAAUGUUUCACCUGAUAUUUACCUCAUACUCCGUCUAUGAACAAAUACAAGCUAUGUAUCCGCCGCUGUCUACAUUAGUCAAUAACAAAGCAUUCCACUAGGUGUUACUUAUAGUCACCCAUUAUAUCAAUACAUAUAGUAACAGUCAUGCAAAGCAUGCACACAUCUUGUACAUCACCUUCAGCCCGAUGUAUUUAUUGCCAUGCAUCUUGUACAUCGCCUUCAGCCCGAUGUAUUUAUUGCCGUAUAUAUUCUCAGUAAUUGGGCAUUAAAGUGGAAAAGUAGGCAAUUCUUUCGCAACAUUUUGAUGCAGUUUUUGCAAACAUAUACACUUCAAUAUUCAGCUCAUUUAGUUAUCGUUUUCAGACAGUCUAGGUUGGCAUUACGAAUUGCUAACCAUCGAUAAGCAGUUUAGCUGCUACACAUCGCAAGAAUCAGUCUUCUUUUUUUUUCAUUGUUAUGAUGUAAGCAUGCAUUUAGGUGUUUAUUUUUCAGAAUAAAGGUUAUAUCUGUGCAUCAUAAUAAAAAUCAAACCAGAAUUAGAUUAUGUAUCAUCGCUAUUCAUUUUUUUAUUAUAUAAAAAUAAAAAUUUUACAAGAUUA
Molecule: messenger RNA, 5643 nt
Organism: Ostrea edulis (European flat oyster)
Lineage: Eukaryota; Metazoa; Mollusca; Bivalvia; Ostreida; Ostreidae
Product: splicing regulator ARVCF-like
Exons: 25
Coding region: 190-4221 (1343 amino acids)
Biological process (GO): cell-cell junction assembly; cell-cell adhesion
Cellular component (GO): adherens junction; plasma membrane; cytoplasm
Molecular function (GO): cadherin binding
Source: RefSeq, a predicted model, not a curated record